Leucoraja erinaceus (little skate) is the source of this 709-nucleotide messenger RNA. RefSeq lists its product as uncharacterized. NCBI's taxonomy places the organism in Eukaryota, Metazoa, Chordata, Chondrichthyes, Rajiformes, Rajidae. The transcript has 6 exons. The coding region runs from base 1 to 501 and encodes 166 amino acids. Gene Ontology annotation, molecular function: oxidoreductase activity. The record is from RefSeq and is a predicted model, not a curated record.
AUGGCAGAAGAUGGCGCUGUAGCCGGAAGAGAGUCUUUGGGCAUUUACCAAUGUUGUUGUGGUGUUGUCUUGCACAGAUCUCUCUACCACCUCAGCCGCUUGGCUGUUCCUCACCUCAUCCACAGCAAGGGCUGCAUUGUUAACGUGUCCAGUGUCAAUGGUCAGCGCUCGUUUCCGGGUGUGCUGGCCUACUGCAUAUCGAAGGCAGCGGUGGAUCAGUUCACACGGUGCCUGGCCCUCGACCUGGCGCCCAAGGAGGUUCGGGUGAACGCUGUCAGCCCAGGAGUGAUCGUCACAGAUAUCCACAAACGGGCUGGGCUGAACGAGGGCGACUACGCCAAGUUCCUGAACAAGUGCAAGGUGACACACGCACUGGGCCGGCCGGGGCAGGUGCAGGAGGUCGCCCAGGCCAUUGCCUUCCUGGCCUCCGAUGCAGCCUCCUUCAUCACCGGCGUCACCCUGCCUGUGGAUGGAGGCCGCCACGCCAUGUGUCCACGCUGAGGCCACGGCCACGCUGGCCCCGGCCCUGGUCACUCCCGGUCACUCCCGGUCACUCCGGGGCCAGUCCCAGUCACUCCCCGCCACUCUGGGGCCACUCUGGGGGACUCGGCCACUAGGGACACCGCUCCAAAGCCAGGCCGGGGAGAGAGGACAGAGACGGCAUGACUACCCCAUCCCCCCAACCACAAUAAACUUAACACUGCCUGCU